AUGGAUUCUACUACUUUUGGUCCUAUCCCAAAUAAGGUGACAUUUAAAGCCAUGGAAGGAUCGUCUAAAGGUUAUCAAGUUGUCAAAAUGAAAUCAAUAUCGAACCCAAAAGUUGUUGUUGAUAAAGAUAUAUUUGCAAAGACUUUUUCUGAGAAGUCUAGGAAGAGUGGUUCUAAAACGGCUGAAAAAGAUGUUACUAAGAAGUCAGCUAAAGAUCGUGGUAGCGAAGAGACAAAAGAUGAAAUUUUUAGGAAUGAUGAUGUCACAUUUCACAAUUCACCUAGAGAGGAUGCCACUGUCGAAUCGAAUAUCGAGGAGAUAAGGAAUCUUGAUGUCACUGUAAACGCAUCUAAUGUGGAUACAAACAUCAAUUUUGGUGAACCAAUCAUUACUUUGCUUCCUGAGAAAACCAAUGUUAUUCGACCUUAA
Messenger RNA from Lactuca saligna, 429 nucleotides. NCBI's taxonomy places the organism in Eukaryota, Viridiplantae, Streptophyta, Magnoliopsida, Asterales, Asteraceae. The record is from the annotation of a GenBank genome assembly.